AUGUCGGGUGGUGUCUUCUAUUUUGAAGAUGAUGAGAAUCGUAAUAUAUCUCCUAAUCAUUCUCCUUCACCACGUAAUUCACCUACGUUAUCUGCAGAUUCUUCAGCUACGACGACGACGACCACCACCACCACCUCAAACAGUGUACCUCGCCCAGUCGGAUCUGGUUCAACGUCUUUAUUGUCAGCUUCAACGUCAAAUAACAAUGUCCCAUCCUCAUUGCAAAUACCACCUCCUUCCAUCAUAUCUCCAACACCAACACCUUUACCUCAACACAGGAAGCAUCCAGCAAAUUUCGCUGCGACACCUUCUUUCCCUUCACCUCUAGCUCAAGCUAUUACUGUCCCAUCCAAUUCAGAUACGUCCUCAAAUUCUUCACAGUCUUCAUUGGACAAUUCAGAUGAUGAUGAGAGAGAUAUCAUCAGACCACGUAGAGCAAGUCAACAAGGAUCAACAGGUAGCGGAACACCCAAAAGAUCAUUGGAACAAUUCCCUAGACCUAGAACAGCUAGUCCAGUACUUCUCACUACAAGUCAAACUGCUAGUCCUUCAACAGCUCAUAUCUCCUCUUUAUCUCGUCCUGCAAGUCCAACAACUUCAUCUCGUCAUCAAGCUGUGACACCGACUUCUUUACUUAUGAAGAACAAGCGGUCAGCGAGUGGCUCAGCUUUAACAGGUAAUUUACCUUCGCCUGUCCUCAAACAAUCUCCACCUUCAUCGUCAACCUCAACUUCGACGUCGAAAAGGGAGUCACCCACACAUCCAACAUCAAGGCGAUUUGAGAAUUCCGCUCGCCCACAAGCUGAGGAUUCAGUCUCAAUAUCAUCAAGAGAGAGAAGUGAAAGUAGUGGAAGUUCAGUAGGUUUAGGUGUCACAGUACCAAGUAGUUUGGCAGGUUCUAGUCCUGUCAAUUUUGGGAGCCCGGAUUUCGGUCCAGAUACCUCGCCUCGACGGCGAUCAAUAGCCAUACCUCCUACAUCCGUCGGCGCGGAAUCAUCGAAGGAAGGAAACAUAUUAGGACUUGGUUGGGGAAGUAAUUGGGAUACUACGUCGACGUCAGGAUCAUCGUUCGGCAGUGGGAGUGGAUCGCUUAAGGACAAAGGGAAAGGAAAAGAUGUCUUGAGCACGUCCAGUCCAAGGAGAGAAAGGGAACGAACGGCUCCUGUCGGUCUGUCUAGUCCUUCAAGACAACGAAGACCUUCCGAGUUCCUGAAUCCUUCUGCACUUGACAUUCGAAAAAUGCCUGUCGUUGGCAAUGGGAGAAGCUCGAAUGCGGUCACUAAUCUAUCCACAUCGGCCUCAAUGGUAUCACCCCUUAACCCACUUCCUUCCCCAUGGACUUCAUCAACCGACGCCUCGACCCGCUUCAGUCCGCCCAACAGCUUACCAAGUGAAGGCUCCACAGCUGCCACUUCAACUUCUUCCGCAGGUGGAGCCAUUCGUCUCAAUCGGGUACCGACUAGUGUGAGAUUGGCUGCGGAGCUAAUCAAGAAUACUGGAAAUAUGGCCACUCCUCCUCCCUCAAACUCCAGUCCACCUUCAGGUACCUCAACUGCAUCUGUGCCCACACCGAACCCAUCUCCUGUCGGAUCCUCACCUCUGCCGCCCACAAGAGAAUUGGCACAUUUCACUUCUAUGCCUCCACCUCCGAUGAAGUCUAAUCUCGUAUCACCCCUCGAUAUAGGAAAAGGUCGACCGACAAUGUCCGUUCCAGUGACCCCUGCAGGUCUUCGCAGUUUGUCGCCAACAAUAGAGAAGAGCACUGCUUCGACAACAGCUCCUACCUCGGGCACCGGUCAAUCAUAUAGAUCCACAUCAGGACCCAGCUUGGCUCCACCAUCCGCAUUCAAGACUCCCCUCGUUCCAACACAACCCCGACCUCGACCUUCGCUUCCGAUUGACUCUGUGGGUGGCUUAUCCGAGGCUUUCACUCCUUCGGCACGGCAUCAUCGUUAUCGCACUUCAUUACAUGAAGGCGCACUGAAGUCUGCUAUAAUGACCGAAUUGACCGACUCACCUACACUGCGCCCUUCCCCUCCUGAGAGUACGAAUCCCUCACCGACUUCCAAAACAUCCUCAUACGGUCUGGGUCUUACUAUGCCCCCAACGACAGCUUUCAGCAUUCCUGAAGGAACCACAGGCACUGCUACACCGGGUGCACUUGGAGCAGUCCGAGGUCGAUCGAUCACCGGACAAAACAUAGCAAUGGAUUUGGCUGGAUUCCCUGGUCUAGGAGAUGCUGCAAGUCAUGCUAGCAUGAUUAUGCAGAGUAGGCAGGCCAAAUUGCAAAGAUGGCGGCCUUCGAGUGGAGGGAGUCAAACUCGUGGAGAAGGUUUGUUGCCACCAGCAUUCAAUCGUUCAACAAGUACAGGAGCACCGGCAAUGUUAGCAGCUCCUCGGACGUCGCGCCAAGCUCAGUGGGGUGAUCUUGGACAAUCUCCUUCCGCAGCUUCUUCUCCAGGAGAGGAUCUCCCUCCAUUCCCUGUAGCAAUGCAUGAGCUAUCUCGAGCCAUAUCCAUAGCGACGGAGUCUCCUGGAUCAAGUGUUCAUGACCGUUCCUCUGGGCCUGCCUUGGCUCAUUCGAAUGCUGGACCAUCGAGAUUUGCACCUGCAUCGGCUGGGAUGGAAAUGGGCAGCAUGAUGGAAAGGCAAUCUAGUGCCAGUGGAACGCUUGGAGGUAUUGAAUGGGUUGAUUGGAUGGAUUGUUACAAGCGAUAUAAAGAAGCUAAAAUCCGAGCCGAAGCUGAAGCUGCGAAGCGGAUGAGCAGUGUCGAAGACAGUCCUGUUAUCCCUCUACUCAACGCUUCGAUACCUGAAGAACCGCCGAGACCUUCCCAGGACCUAGAUGUCACCCCUACACCAAAUUACGACACAUCCAGCGCUAUUGCUCUCACUCCGACCACCUCUCGUGACGACUUUGGUCCUCCUCUCUCGCAAUCAGGUUCUUUACGAAGAAGAAGCUUGUCAAUCCGAUCAUCAUUAUCUCUGAUCGACCCUAAACUGUCUCCAUUGCAGAAAAAGGCAAACUUGUUUGAGCGUCAAAGGCAGUCUUCAGGAAGUUCUGGGAAGACGGAUAGUUCAUCUUCUGGUGGAGGAAAGAAAAAGAAGAAUCUGGUGUCAAAAAUGGAAGGUUGGUGGAAUGCUGUCAAGAGCAAUUUCACACCUGAAGAUCAACAUCAUCAACACUCGAACCGACCAAGCACUCUAGGUCAUCAUGUUCAGAACCGGAUCCCCUCUGAACCCAGUUCCCGAAGACCAAGUGAGAUCCCUUCACUUCAUCAUCUUCAACCAGCCCUUUUGGCACCUGAAGCACGAAGAGACUCUUCUUUAUCCCUAAGACCAGUCGUGUCUCAUGCCGAACUUCGUUCUAGGCUAUUACACAAUGACUUACGCGAGACCGCUAGUAUCAUGGGAUCGACAUCGGCUGAUAUUGCACGAUUAUCUCGUCAGUCAUCGAGAGAAACAACUAUAACGCCCUCGCUCCCUCACAUGCCUAUGCGACACCCUUCUACUGUACCUGAAGAAACAUCUAUCCCUCCUAGCCGUGGAAGUGGAUCACUUGAAACUCGGAGACGUCAGCCUAAUCUUCGGCUGGAUCUUGAAUCGAACAUUCUCACUCAACCAAGCUCGCAAAGUAAUUCUAGCGCGUCUUUGAGUGUUAGUCAACCACGAAUGGUUCCUCUCGGUACAAGCGCAUUCGAAAGGCCAAGUCAAGGCACAUCUCGAUCGUCCUCUUUCGCUCAAUCACUUGGUCCAGGACUUACACCCGGUGUUCCCCGAUGGGAUCAAACACCUUCUCCCGUAUAUGCCCUGGGUCAAGAACGCAGAGGAAGUGACGAGAAUAGACCGGUCGCUCCAGGUGCAGAUAUCACAGUGGCUUCGGUGAGACAGCACAUCAAGCAUCGCUUGAACGCCGCAAAGGGGGUCUGUGAUGCAACUCUAAAGAAGACCAUCGAUGCUAUCACCUCAUUUGUGGAGAAGCAAAGAGAGGAAGAAGACCGUACCGAAGAGAUUCCGUUGGAUUAUUUCGAUGCACUAAAUCUGAAUGAUUCGCCCAUCAUCGACACGGAAACGGAGAGUGACGCUGGAGAAAGGACAGAAAACGAAGGCAUAAGGUCUCGAGCCGUGUCAUCGUCCCGCGGACCCAGUAGACGGCCUUCCAUUUCACGACCAGCCAUGAGUCCCAACAAGCGACUUUCAAUGCUUCCAAGUAGUCCAAGUAGAGUCACAUCUCGACGCAGGUCAAGCGCAAUCCCACGUAAUUAUCAACCUGCUCGAGCAAGUCGCAACAUGUCUCUCGCUCUUGACCGAACACAAUCUAACACCAGCUCUCGUUCUACCUCUCGUUCAAGAUCACCGAUGCCCGGUGUUUCUCGAAGCAAUGCUCAAGUUAUACAAGAUGAAGUUGAUGAUGAUCAACUCUUCUUGACUGCUUUACAAGAUCUGAUCGUCCUAGCUACAGAAGUCCUUGAUUCGAGUGUCAAUACUCUCGUGGCGCGUGCUACAAUGUGCACGGAGAUCAUUCAGAAACUACAGAAAUCCGGUUCCAAUUGGGAUAAACAUGAUGAUUGGCCAGGAAGAGAUUGGUAUGUUGAUAUUUUGAUGGCUGUAGCCAAUUUAAGCAGAGUACUAGAUUGGUGGGAAGCCGAGAAAGGAUUUUGGAAAUUUGAUGAAGACGAUGAAAAUGAGCCUUUACUUUUCGUUAUGAAGCCUUCAAGAGAAGAACCUAGAUUUGAUCAAGAAUUCAAAGCUGCUUUGGGAGAAUCAAGAUUUUCACCUUCUCUAGCUCCUACUCAUAUCCCAGAUAGACCAGUCUCUGCAACCAGUCUCGAUAUCGGUUCUCCAGAUCUAUCUGUCCCGUUCACUGCAAAAACCGCUACCGGUCCCACUGCAGGUACACCAAAAGCUCAAGCCGUAGACGAUCUGAAGUUCUUGGCUGAACAUGCGAAGAGUGUGAACAUCGUUAUGGAAUUGAGCUUACAAGGGGAACGAAUUGAAUACGUCAAUGAUGCAGUCAUGGAGGUAGUGGGACAAGAUCCAGAGGAUGUGCUUGGAAAGCCCAUUACCGAUCUUUUAGCUCCUGGUGAUGCUUCAGUCUUCGCCGAAGCCACUCAGACCUUAGUGGCCGACGAUAACAACACUGUUCAAUUGCGAUUCCGAUUCGAAGUUCACGUGCUUGAAGAUCCCGAAAAGGAUGUCAGACAACCUGGUCCUGUGUACAUCGAACUUGAAGGUGUGGGAAUGCUCAUGAGGGAGAAUAACGAACCAUCACAUACCAUGUGGGUCUUGAAGCCUGUGCCCGCAACGCAAGUGGAAGCUAUCACCGACGCUGCCUUCCCACGAGGCGGUAUCAUUUCUACAGAAGGUAUUCUAUGUCGAAUCUGUGAAAGAGAAAUUGUUACAUGGUUCUUUGAAAAACACAACGAAACUUGUGACGCCGUUCACCGAUUGGAAGCUGAGAUAAUGGAAUGUGAUGAUUGUUUACAUGACCUACAACAAACAGUCGUCAAACUCAACACGGAUAUUGACACUGCGCAACCGAAUCAACCGGCUCAGUAUCAAGGUGUCUUAUUCUACACUCUACCUGACUCAGUCAUUACCAAUGAUGAAGGAGCAAUGCCCCAAAUGCCACAAGGUGUCGAAGUUCGUAAAAUUGCUCACGAGCAUCUGCAAGAUGUGAUCACCAUUCUCAAUGUGGCUCGACAUAUCGAAACUCCUUCCGUACAAGAAGAUGAAGCUGAUUUACCUUUCACUGUUCAACGCUAUCUGUCACCUGCUUCGGAAGAAAAGCUUGGUCGUAUCACAAGAUGGCGAAGACCACAUACCAGUGAUCGAGCAUUGAAUCUUCUUUUCACUCAUGUGGAAGAUCAACUCCGACGAAAACAAAAGGCAAUAGCUAGAAUGCAAAGUACGAUUAGGUAUUCAGAGAAAACAAGGCACGAGUGGGAAGAUAAAGUAAAUCAAAUACUGGACGAAAGAGGUGAUAGUAGUCAAUCUGAUAGUGGAUCCGAAGGAAUCGAAGGUUGUAUUGACUUAAGUGAUCAUUCACCCACUGAAAAUCAAAUAUCACCCACUGCAAUUGGGAUCCCUAAUCCUAUUGAAAAUCUAGAUACUUCACCUCCUGGACCAAGAAAGAUAGCUCCUCAAGCUAGGUUACCUAUUACUCAAGGUCAUCCUCAGAGACAACCUAGUGGAUAUGGAGAUUUAUCUGCUAGUUCAGUCACGAUCACUGCUCCUACUCCUGCUGUCCACACUCAAGUCCAGACUCCUGCUCAUAUACAUACUCCCGCUCCGAGAUUACCUGUAUCUGCUCCGGUUGUCACCCCUCCCGCACCGAUCUUAUCUGCAUCUCCGAUCUACGUCCCUUCCCAAGCACCACCACAGUCACAAUCUCAUCAAUCUUCAAGCAGACCAGGAUCCAAAAGUAAUUCGCCUCUUCUUGUUCCUCACGACAAACACAAUCAUCAUCGGCGUAUUUCAACUUCCUCAAGAGCUCUACGAGGUAGUGAUGCUCCUCUAUCACCUCGAAUCCCCUCAGCUGCCUUGCAAUCUCGUGGUGCUCAACCUUCCAUAAAGGAUUUCGAAAUCAUUAAACCUAUCAGUAGAGGUGCAUUUGGCUCAGUCUAUUUAGCGAAAAAAGUAGCUACAGGAGAUUACUUCGCUAUCAAAGCUCUAAAGAAAUCUGAUAUGAUAGCCAAGAAUCAGAUCACGAACGUUAAAGCCGAAAGAACGAUCCUCAUGAAUCAAGCUAGUUCUCCAUAUGUGGUCAGACUGUUCUUCUCAUUCCAGUCCAAAGAAUACCUGUAUCUGGUCAUGGAAUACUUGAAUGGAGGUGAUUGUGCUACUCUCGUAAAAACGUUAGGUGGAUUAAGUGAAGAUUGGGCUAGGAAUUAUACUGCAGAAGUUGUCUUGGGUUUAGAAUAUCUCCAUGCUAGGAAUAUCGUUCAUCGUGAUAUCAAACCUGACAAUCUGCUCAUCGACUCACGAGGUCAUCUUAAGCUCACUGAUUUUGGUCUUUCACGGAUCGGUCUCCUGAAUCGUCAAGUUGGUGGACCCAGACCUGCCUACCUUCGAGGAACAUCCUUACGUGGUUCAACAAGACAACGGCCUUCCUACUCCCGUACUGUGUCCAACUCCUCCUCUAACGAUUCACCAAUGCUGUCGCCUGAUUUAAUCAACGUUCAACCUCUUUCUCGAAUGAGUCAAUCGUAUUUCUCUCAGCAGCUUCAAGAAACAGCUUCUGCAGAUGAGUCGAGUGGCUCAGAAUCUGCUGGUGUUAUUCCCAAAUACAUUCGGCAGAUGUCAUUAGGUCCCAAAAUCAAUGAUAUCCCUGCCAAUGGGGGUAAAGAUCCUGCCAAAUUUGUUGGAACCCCAGAUUACUUAGCACCUGAAAGUAUCUUGGGCAUAGGUCAAGAUGAUGCCGCUGUCGAUUGGUGGGCACUGGGUGUAGUACUCUACGAAUUCUUAUAUGGCAUUCCACCAUUCCAUGCUGAGACUCCGGAAAAAGUAUUUGACAAUGUGGUGUCUCGAAGAAUAGAUUGGCACGAAGAUGAGAUGGACAUCUUACCAGAAACCAAAGAUCUGAUGAACCGGUUGAUGUGUACAGACCCUCAGAAGCGACUUGGAGCUAGAGGCGCGGAAGAAGUCAAGCGACAUCCAUUCUUUGAUGGUAUCGAUUGGACCACUAUCGCGACUGCUGAAGCAAGUUUUGUUCCCGAAGUGACUGAUCCGGAAUCAACCGAUUAUUUCGAUGCUAGAGGUGCAGCACAUGGAUUCCACGAUGACAGUAGUGUACCACAGGUGUUGAAACAAGCAUCAAAUCUCAAGCCUGGACCACCAUUAUUAUCGCCUAAAGCAGCAGAAGAUAUGAGUGCUAUAGUAGAUGAUAUGGCUGAACAAGAUGAUUUCGGUACUUUCACUUACAAGAAUUUACCAAGUUUGAAACAAGCCAAUGAUGAUGUUAUAAGGAAAAUGAGGUCAGAUUCAAUGGCACCUAUAGGUCAAACCUUGGAAGGUCCAGCGAAUUUGACUGGUAGCUCAACUCGAAGACCUAGAAGUUUAUCGAUCAAGUUACAGGAUAGAUCAAAACGGAAACUUUCAGAUGUAAAUACCAAUACCAAUACAUCAUUUGGAAGUGGAAGUGGAAGUGGAAGUGUAGGAGGACAAGGACCACCUUCACCUACCACGUCUACUUCAUCAGCAGCUUCAACACCUUCGAGAGCAAGCAACGUUCCACCGCAGACUCCAGGAAUGAUGCCUCUCCCACAACAUUUCAGGAGACCAUCAGAAUUAAACGCUAUAGACAGAGUUAAACUGACUGAAGAAAACGAACUUGCAAGAAGAAACUCGGCUCCGAUGAGAGUCAGAGCAGGUUCAGGUUCAAGUGCAGGAAGUACUUCAGCUGAAUUAUGGAGACAACGUAGACAAGUUUCGUUAAAUUCAACAGAGCCAAAUCCCAAUAUACCGCUAGAAAGUCCAGAAGGUCCACAUUCACUCGGAACGGGUAUGAUGGAUAGAGGUCUAGAUGUUCUGAUCGCUGAAGAUAAUCCUAUCUCACAAAAAAUCCUCGAAACAUUACUCACAAGAAUGGGCUGUCGAUGUAUCUGCGUAGACGAUGGUCCAGCCGCUUUGGCUGCUACUAUGGGCAGUAUCCGCUUCGACGUGAUCAUCUGUGACAUUCAUAUGCCGGUAGUCAACGGAGAACAAGUAGCUCGAAUGAUCAGAUCUACCAAUAAUCAUAAUCAAAAUACUCCUAUCAUUGCUGCAACUUCAUACGAACAGCAUCAGGUCGUCACCGAAGAAGGAACUCUCUUCUCCGCUGUACUCAAUAAACCAGUCUCCAAAGCCGAUUUGAUCAAAUGUCUUGGUAAAUUAGGAUUCAUUCUGAGUGCAGGAUCAGGAUCAGGAUCUGAGCCUUCCCCUCACACAAAUUACCUUUCUGCAUAA
Messenger RNA from Kwoniella shivajii, 8946 nucleotides. RefSeq lists its product as uncharacterized. The record is from RefSeq and is a predicted model, not a curated record. Lineage: Eukaryota; Fungi; Basidiomycota; Tremellomycetes; Tremellales; Cryptococcaceae. Gene Ontology annotation, molecular function: ATP binding; protein serine/threonine kinase activity. The transcript is spliced from 9 exons. The coding region runs from base 1 to 8946 and encodes 2981 amino acids. Gene Ontology annotation, cellular component: cytoplasm; nucleus. Gene Ontology annotation, biological process: phosphorelay signal transduction system; peptidyl-serine phosphorylation.